Messenger RNA from Castor canadensis (American beaver), 1838 nucleotides. RefSeq names its product protein phosphatase 2 catalytic subunit alpha (gene Ppp2ca). Gene Ontology annotation, molecular function: protein serine/threonine phosphatase activity. The record is from RefSeq and is a predicted model, not a curated record. NCBI's taxonomy places the organism in Eukaryota, Metazoa, Chordata, Mammalia, Rodentia, Castoridae.
GCGGCCGCCAUUACAGAGAGCCGAGCUCCGGGGCUAGGGCGAGCGGAGGAGGCGGCACAGCGGCGGUCCGAGCACUGCGGAGAGAGGCAGCGGGGCCAGCGUCAGCGCCCAGCAGCCGUCAGGGCCCACAGAAAUACCCCGGGAACCGGCGGCGGCGUGUGCGUGUGGCCCGUGUGCGGGCGGCGGCGCGGGAGCAGCGCGGAGCGGCAGCCGGUUCAGGCGGUCGCAUCAUGGACGAGAAGGUGUUCACCAAGGAGCUGGACCAGUGGAUCGAGCAGCUGAACGAAUGCAAGCAGCUGACCGAGUCCCAGGUCAAGAGCCUCUGCGAGAAGGCUAAAGAAAUCCUGACAAAAGAAUCCAACGUUCAAGAGGUUCGAUGUCCAGUCACUGUCUGUGGAGAUGUGCAUGGGCAAUUUCAUGAUCUCAUGGAACUGUUUAGAAUUGGUGGCAAAUCACCAGACACAAAUUACUUGUUUAUGGGAGAUUAUGUUGACAGAGGAUAUUACUCAGUUGAAACAGUUACACUGCUUGUAGCUCUUAAGGUUCGUUACCGUGAACGCAUCACCAUUCUUCGAGGGAAUCAUGAGAGCAGACAAAUCACACAAGUUUAUGGUUUCUAUGAUGAAUGUUUAAGAAAAUAUGGAAAUGCAAAUGUUUGGAAAUAUUUUACAGAUCUUUUUGACUAUCUUCCUCUCACUGCUUUGGUGGAUGGGCAGAUCUUCUGUCUACAUGGGGGCCUCUCGCCAUCCAUAGAUACACUGGAUCACAUAAGAGCACUUGAUCGCCUACAAGAAGUUCCCCAUGAGGGUCCAAUGUGUGACUUACUGUGGUCAGAUCCGGAUGAUCGUGGUGGUUGGGGUAUAUCUCCUCGAGGAGCUGGUUACACCUUCGGACAAGAUAUUUCUGAGACAUUUAAUCAUGCCAAUGGCCUCACAUUGGUGUCCAGAGCUCAUCAGCUGGUGAUGGAGGGAUAUAACUGGUGCCAUGACCGGAAUGUAGUAACAAUUUUCAGUGCUCCAAACUAUUGUUAUCGUUGUGGUAACCAAGCUGCAAUCAUGGAACUUGAUGACACUCUAAAAUAUUCUUUCCUGCAGUUUGAUCCAGCACCUCGUAGAGGCGAGCCCCACGUUACUCGUCGUACCCCAGACUACUUCCUGUAAUGAAAUUUUACACUUGUACAGUAUUGCCAUGAACCAUAUAUUGACCUAAUGGAAAUGGGAAGAGCAACAGUAACUCCAAAGUGUCAGAAAAUAGUUAACAUUCAAAAAACUUGUUUUCACACGGACCAAAAGAUGUGCCAUAUAAAAAUACAAAGCUUCUUGUCAUCAACUGCCGUGACCACUUUAGAAUGAACCAGUCAGUCCAUUGCAUGCUGAAGCGACAUUGUUGGUCAAGAAACCAGUUUCUGGCAUAGUGCUAUUUGUAGUUACUUUUGCUUUCUCUGAGAGACUGCAGAUAAGAUGUAAACAUAACACCUCGUGAAUACAAUUUAACUUCCAUUUAGCUAUAGCUUUACUCAGCAUGACUGUAGAUAAGAAUAGCAGCAAACAAUCAUUGGAGCUUAAUAAACAUUUUUAAAAAUAAGUACCAAGGCCCCUACCCCCCCAACUUGUGAGUUUUGAAAUUGUUUUGUUUAUUUUCAGGGAUACUGUUUAAUUUAAAUGUCUGAUUUGUCUGCACUCAGUUUAUUCCCUUUUCAAAUCUCAGCCCCAUGUUGUUCUUUGUUAUUGUCAGAACCUGGUGAGUUGUUUUGAACAGCUGUUUUCCCCCUCCUGUAAGACAAUGUUACUGCACAAGAGCACUGCAGUGUUUUUCAUAAUAAACUUGUGAACUAAGAA